AUGUCUGCUCCAGGCUCAAUUACCUCAUCCGCCGGCACGCCUACAGCCCUACUGCUUAUUGACAUUCAAGUUGGACUGAACACAUCACACGGACUCUUUGGGACGGAGCGUUCGACACCAAAAUUCGAAGAGAACAUCAAAUCGCUCCUCUCAGCGGUGCGCAAGUAUAAUGAUACCUCUAGUACAAGCUGGCCGAUAACCAUCUUCCACAUCUUCCACAAAUCAUUGAAUCCAGAAUCACCGCUAUACCCAGAUUCCAGCAGACAUCCGGGUGGUGUGGAAUUCCAACCUUGCGCUCAACCGAUCGAGUCGUCGCAGCAUGAAAUAGUCUUCUCGAAGAGCACGAACUCUGCGUUUAUCAACACACCACUGGAAUCAUACAUUCGAUCGAAAGGCAUCAAGCAGCUCAUCAUUGCAGGACUUGUAACGGACCACUGUGUGAGUACUUCCACUCGCAUGGCCAAGGACCUGGCGGUUGUGGAGCCCGAGAAGCUCUUUAUCGUGUCGGACGCAACAGGCACAUUCAAUAGAGGCGGCUUUGAUGCAGAGACGGUCCAUCGAGUGAACUUGGCAAGUCUGAGAGGGGAGUUUGCCAACGUAGUAACUACAGAGGAGGUCUUGAGCGGACUGAUUAAUUUGCAUUGA
This is a messenger RNA of Exophiala aquamarina CBS 119918, 645 nucleotides long. RefSeq lists its product as uncharacterized. Bases 1 to 645 code for a protein of 214 amino acids. The record is from RefSeq and is a predicted model, not a curated record. The transcript has a single exon. Lineage: Eukaryota; Fungi; Ascomycota; Eurotiomycetes; Chaetothyriales; Herpotrichiellaceae.